AUGAACAGCCUUAUAACAUGUCAAAAGUUGGGCGAUCCCCAACAACGUUUAGGAAGCUCUAGUAUGGCGAAGCAUCCACAGCAGCAGCAACAUCAAUUUCCAGGCGGCGUAGGCAGCCUCAGGCAGCCAUAUUCAUCCCGUCAAGCUUUUCCGCUACCUCCACCUCCUCAGCAGGUAUCAAACAGCUAUUGUCAGCAAAAUCGACAGGACCAUGUAUCAACUGCCCAACAACAGCAAAUGCCUUCAUUUCGUCAAGCAACGUUUGCAACCAUCAAUUGCCAAGAAGCACAGCCCAAUCGACAUACGCAACCCUCUAUGAACAAUCAGCAAGCAUCACGAGCAAGCAAUCAGGGCUUACAUACCACUGCUACCAGUCAACAGGCAUCUGUAAAAUCUGAUGCCAAGGAUCCUAAAUUCACGCAACAAGAGUUGAGUCAUCCUAAUCCCAAUUUUCCUCAACCACCUCACGCCUCUCAGAAUCAGCCUUCUAAACCAGUCCCGUAUGGCAAAAAUUUCACAUCUGUUGGCAACGGUUUUUAUCUUCACGUCGACCCUCUUGUGCGUGAAAUAGGUACUCUCAAUUUCAAAUUAUCCAACUGUCAAGGUCGUAAAAAGGCACUUUUGAUUGGUAUCAAUUACUUUAAUACCAGUGCUCAAUUGAAUGGCUGUAUCAACGAUGUCAGGAAUAUCAAGGACUUUAUCACAACCUUAUACGGCUUUAAAGAACAAGAUAUGGUUAUUCUGACAGAUGAUCAACCUGCCAACAGUAAAUUUUACCCAACAAGAGUCAAUAUUUUGGCUGCUAUGCAAUGGCUUGUAUCAGAUUCUAAACCAAAUGACUCAUUCUUCUUGCAUUACAGCGGACACGGUGGUCGUGUGGUGGAUACCAGUGGAGAUGAAGAUGAUGGCUACGACGAGACGAUAUUCCCUGUCGACCACGAUAAAUACAAGGGAGAGUCUGGACAAAUUGUUGAUGAUUUGAUGCACGAUAUCAUGGUCAAACCCUUGGUAGAGGGCUGUCGCUUGACUUGUAUUUUCGAUAGCUGUCAUUCAGGAACAGCCUUGGAUUUGCCAUAUGUGUAUUCUACCAAAGGCAUGAUCAAGGAACAAAACUUGCUCAAGGGUGCUGGUAAAGGGUUACUAUCUGCAGGUAUUUCCUACGCCAGUGGCAACAAGGCAAGAGCUCUUUCCUCCUUGAUGGAAAUUAGAAACACUGCCAAAUCACAAAAGGAGAUCCAAGAGUGGAACAGACAAAAUUUGUUUUCUCCUGCUGAUGUGAUUAUGUUUUCUGGAUGCAAAGAUAGUCAGACAUCUGCUGAUGCUGUAGAAGAUGGCAAAGCUACAGGUGCUAUGAGUUAUGCGUUUACAACUACUCUUCGUCAAAAUCCAAAGCAAUCUUACCAUGCCUUACUGAAUAGUGUUCGUGAUAUCUUGCGAGACAAGUACUCCCAACGCCCUCAAAUGAGUGCCUCUCAUCCAAUCGAUGUAAAUCUUCAAUUUAUAUGUUGA
Mucor velutinosus is the source of this 1509-nucleotide messenger RNA. RefSeq lists its product as uncharacterized. Gene Ontology annotation, biological process: proteolysis. The record is from RefSeq and is a predicted model, not a curated record. Bases 1 to 1509 code for a protein of 502 amino acids. Lineage: Eukaryota; Fungi; Mucoromycota; Mucoromycetes; Mucorales; Mucoraceae. Gene Ontology annotation, molecular function: cysteine-type endopeptidase activity. The transcript has 8 exons.